UUCUGGUUCCUGUAUGUGAAACCAGCCACUGACGAAUAAAUAGUUGUAGUUAGUGUUAAGGCUUUUGAGGGGGAGAGGGCCUUUGGUCUGGUUGGGGUUCGAGGUUGACAAUUUUGAGGAAGAAGAAGAAAAAGAAGCUUGCUUGUACACCUCCAGUGAGGGAGACAAGAAGGUAGAAGUCUGAAAUUUGGUGACAUUGUAUAAAAAUGGCGAACAGCAAGUACGAGUAUGUGAAGUCAUUCGAGGUGGAGGACAAAUUAAUGCCAUCUACAUGGAUUGUUCUACGAAUAGACGGCCGUCAUUUCCACCAAUUCUCUGACAAGCAUGAAUUUAAGAAACCAAAUGAUGAGCGAGCUUUGAAACUGAUGAAUGCUUGUGCAGAGGCAAUGUUUGAAGAGUUUCCAGAUUUAGUCUUUUCAUAUGGAGUUAGUGAUGAGUACAGCUUCGUUUUCAAAAAAACAACAGAAUUCUACAAUAGGCGAUCCAGUUCCAUCACUGUAUCUUUUUUCACAUCUGUCUAUGUCAUGAAAUGGAAAGAUUUUUUUCCGGACAAAGAUUUGAAGUCCAUACCUUCUUUUGAUGCUCGUACCGUUUGCUACCCCUCCACUAAGAUUGUUCGAGAUUAUUUGGCAUGGAGACAAGUAGAUUGUCAUAUUAAUAAUCAGUACAACACUUGUUUUUGGAAGCUGAUUGAAUCCAGAAAGACCAAAAGUGAAACUCAAGAUAGAUUAAAGGGUACUCAAACCCAGGACAAAAAUGAAAUUCUGUUCCAACUUGGGGUAAACUACUCCGAUCUACCAGCCAUAUUUCGUAAAGGAUCCUGCGUGUUCAAGGACAAGGUAAAUUCUUGUUUCGUGUCAUCACUUAAGAACCAUAUCUUGCACUUUCUUUACAGAUCCAUAUCUUACCCUUUUUUACACAUGCACGAUGAUGUGUUACAAUCUAAUAAAUGUUUUGUCGCUUUUUAUACUCCGGUCGAGGAGAUAAUGAAGUACAAUGAAAAUGGACAGCCUGUCAAAAGAUCAAGAAAUAAGGUGAUUACUGAUCAUUGUGAUAUUAUGGGUGACAAAUUUUGGCAAGAGCAUGCGAGCAUCCUCAAGGACGAGUAGGAAUCAUCACAUAGUACAUCGAGCACAAGCUCAGUUUCAGAAUAAUCUUGCUCUGUGUUAUACGAUUCAUCAAUUCUUUUGGCAUUAAUUAUAGAGAUUUUACAUUCUAGAUUGUCUUAAAAGGGAAUGGUUAACAUGUUAUAGAUGAGAUCGUGCGAGUUCGGACUCUUGAGUCUAGACUAUCUAUCUAGUUUCAGUGUCAUUGUAGUAGAAAUGACCAUCCGAAUUCAAAGCUAGGGGGUGACUGUUUAUGAUGCUGCCUAAUUUUUAUAUUAUUUCGGUCAUGUAUUGGUUAUUUGAAGCAAGGAAACCUUAGAGCAUCUCCAAUGGAUUGUGGUGUGCAUCCUACGUGGAUGGUGCAGGUAGACAUCCUUUUAAAAUGUAAAUUCAAAAAUUUCCUAUAAUUUAGGAAUUUGAGAAAAAUUAUCUCCAAUGGUAGAUGUUUUGUAAUGUAUUUGGAAUUAUCACAUCCUCUAGAAGAAUCUCUGAAACUAGAGGAUGGACUAAAUGUUGUGAUAAUAACUAACUCACCACGUGAUCUCACACCCUCCUUUGGAGAAGUUUUUUUAAUAAAAAAAGUG
This is a messenger RNA of Papaver somniferum (opium poppy), 1690 nucleotides long. Its product is annotated as tRNA(His) guanylyltransferase 2-like. The record is from RefSeq and is a predicted model, not a curated record. Bases 207 to 1109 code for a protein of 300 amino acids. Gene Ontology annotation, biological process: tRNA modification. NCBI's taxonomy places the organism in Eukaryota, Viridiplantae, Streptophyta, Magnoliopsida, Ranunculales, Papaveraceae. Gene Ontology annotation, molecular function: magnesium ion binding; tRNA guanylyltransferase activity. The transcript has 7 exons.